Molecule: messenger RNA, 1092 nt
Organism: Nerophis ophidion (straightnose pipefish)
Lineage: Eukaryota; Metazoa; Chordata; Actinopteri; Syngnathiformes; Syngnathidae
Gene: myl9b
Product: myosin, light chain 9b, regulatory
Exons: 4
Coding region: 133-696 (187 amino acids)
Biological process (GO): myofibril assembly; platelet aggregation
Cellular component (GO): stress fiber; myofibril; cytoplasm
Molecular function (GO): calcium ion binding
Source: RefSeq, a predicted model, not a curated record
AGUUUUAGUCUUACCUGUUUUGACACACGUCACACCAGGAAGCCAGGACAACGCUGACGAGGGCGCAAAGUGUCUCUUGUCAUUAGUCUUUGAUCCGCACACAAGAAUCCGUGACCUGUAUUUACAGACGACAUGAUGAACAACAGUCUAUCUAGUCUGAAGCCAGCAGCAGCCAUGUCGAGCAAGCGCGCCAAGGGCAAGACGACAAAGAAGCGCCCCCAGAGGGCCACGUCCAACGUCUUCGCCAUGUUUGACCAGUCCCAGAUCCAGGAGUUCAAGGAGGCCUUCAACAUGAUUGACCAGAACAGGGACGGCUUCAUCGACAAGGAGGACCUGCACGACACACUGGCCUCUUUGGGUAAAAACCCCUCUGAUGAGUAUCUGGAGGGCAUGAUGAGCGAAGCCCCGGGGCCCAUAAACUUCACCAUGUUUCUCACCAUGUUUGGAGAGAGGCUCAACGGCACCGACCCCGAGGACGUCAUCCGCAACGCUUUUGCCUGCUUCGAUGAGGAAGGAGCCGGUGUGCUCCACGAGGACCACCUGAGGGAGCUGCUCACCACCAUGGGCGACCGCUUCACCGACGACGAGGUGGACGAGCUGUUCCGCGAGGCGCCCAUCGACAAGAAGGGCAACUUCAACUACGGAGAGUUCACCCGCAUCCUCAAACAUGGCGCCAAGGAGAAGGACGAUGAGUAGAGGCCAGGGAAGCCCCCGCACGCACGCACCUGGUUCCUGCUCUUUAGAAAUAGUCUUUGGGGGUCAUCAUCUUGAAGAAGUGUGGAUCUCACAUCAAGAGAUCAGUCCUUGCUAAAUACCAGCUUUCUUGUUACUCGGCGACAGUAUAUCACUCCCCACCCCCAGCAUUACUAUUAUAGCACAAUCCAAUGGGGGCGGGGCUUCUAAUGUUCUAGGGUGCAAGUCGCUCGACUGACUCAAGUCGGUUUCGCUCGUUCGUCCCGUUAAGCUACGGUUUCUUUUUCACUGAAACAAAUGGAACAGGAAGUCGACGGUGUAGAAAUUAAAGCAUGUGUCAACUGAAACUUUGGAACUUGUAUUAAAAAUGGUUGAUAAAUAAAAUGUCAGAGCUAAAAA